AAUAAGAACAACUAUAUCCUAUAAAACCCACUACUUGUCCCAUCUUAAAACACCAAGCAGAGUCCUAAACUACAACAGGAAAUAUAAUAUUACGUAACACGCUACUGCAAAGCAAAGGGAAUGGCGUCGUCUUCUUCGGCUCUCUCAAGACUCUCUAAUCUCCGCGGACACUUACAUCCCUCGCACUCAAAUAAGGGUGGUGUGGGGUUUAUCAAGAUUUCUCCAGAGGUUUCUGAAGCUUUGUCAAAUGGCCAUGCUGUUGUUGCUCUUGAAUCCACCAUUAUUUCCCAUGGGAUGCCCUAUCCUAAGAACUUGGAAACCGCAAGGCAAGUUGAGGCAGUUGUGAGGGAAAAUGGAGCUGUUCCUGCCACGAUUGCUAUUUUGGAUGGCAUACCUUGUGUAGGUCUGAGUAUGGAAGAACUGGAGAAGCUUGCCAAUCUCGGACCCAGAGCUCAGAAGACAGCUCGAAGAGACAUCGCACAUGUUGUGGCAACCAGAGGGAAUGGAGCAACUACUGUUUCUGCAACCAUGUUUUUUGCUUCUAUGGUUGGCAUACCAUUGUUUGUUACUGGAGGGAUUGGAGGAGUACAUAGACAUGGCGAGCAUACAAUGGACAUAUCCUCUGAUCUUACUGAGCUUGGAAGGACACCAGUAGCUGUCAUCUCUGCUGGUGUAAAAUCAAUAUUGGAUAUCCCAAGGACCCUUGAAUAUUUGGAAACUCAGGGAGUUUGUGUUGCUGCUUAUAGGACCAAUGAAUUUCCAGCAUUUUUCUCUGAAACAAGUGGUUGCAAGGUGCCUUGCCGUGUAGAUACCCCAGAAGACUGUGCUCAGCUUAUAGAUGCGAACCUGAAACUUGAGCUUGGAACUGGAAUUUUGAUUGCCGUUCCAAUUCCUAAAGAGCACGCAGCUUCUGGAAGGUUAAUUGAGUCUGCAAUAAAGAGAGCUCUUGAAGAAGCUAGGGAUAAGAACAUAAUUGGAAAUGCUGCAACUCCAUUUUUGCUUGCAAGAGUGAAUGAAUUAACUGGAGGAGCUUCUCUGGCUUCAAACAUUGCACUGGUGAAGAACAAUGCACUUGUUGGUGCUAAAAUUUCCGUAGCACUUGUGCAGAUUAAAGAACGUGAAAAUAAAGGUGGUGUGAAGACGACGCUAUAGGCCUCAAAAUGUUUCAACCCAGAUCUGUGACGAUGAAAUGGCCAAUGUGUGAGUUUCUCAUCCGAAAAUGUACAUUUAGUUGCUCUCGUCAGAAAAUGUACAUUAGUUGCCAUGAUACCCAUUUAAGCUAUGGUACAAGUAUUCUUCGCUGAACACUGCAUCUUCCUACCCAAGAAAAAUAAUUACACUCAAAAUUGUGUUGGUUGGAUGGUUUAUAUGCAUUUCUGAUUUUAAUAAAAAAAAAAAUUUGUGAA
Messenger RNA from Prunus avium (sweet cherry), 1406 nucleotides. Its product is annotated as indigoidine synthase A family protein. The record is from RefSeq and is a predicted model, not a curated record. Lineage: Eukaryota; Viridiplantae; Streptophyta; Magnoliopsida; Rosales; Rosaceae. Gene Ontology annotation, cellular component: cytoplasm. Gene Ontology annotation, molecular function: pseudouridylate synthase activity; hydrolase activity, acting on glycosyl bonds.